Pogonomyrmex barbatus (red harvester ant) is the source of this 3031-nucleotide messenger RNA. RefSeq lists its product as uncharacterized. NCBI's taxonomy places the organism in Eukaryota, Metazoa, Arthropoda, Insecta, Hymenoptera, Formicidae. The record is from RefSeq and is a predicted model, not a curated record.
UCAACUGCAACAGUGCUACAUGUACGAGUUGCAAGACAGACUCGCGAAACUUCGUAUCGAUCCCCUACUUCCCGUUGUCGGCUCAAGCAAUCAAGGUUAUCACAACAACGUAUUUCUAAUGACGUAUUCGGAGGAGAAUGAGAACGACAAUAAUUAUAACGAGCAUCGGCUACCGCCGCCCUUCCCCUUCCGAUACGAAAGCCCGGCGUGCUCUCGUUCUCUAAGUAUCACAGACGUAACUUACAGCCCAGGCAAUAAUAAUGCGAUUGUUAGCAAUUACGACGAGAAUGACUAUGACGAUAUGGAGGAUGAAAAUCCGCGAAAAGGUCUCCUGAAACAGAUAUUUUGCCUUCCAUUAAAUUAAAGCUCAAUUUGAGCUUCUUUUUUAAAGGUAUAACGUUGCCUCCGAUUCGAUUACUCGAUACGCAUUUUGUAGAAAUAGCUCGAGACCUAUAGUAUCGUCGGAUGUAAAUGUCUCGUGUAGUUCCAUUAAAAAAAAAUAACGAGAAAUAUUUAAUUCAAUCUAAAAUAUAUAAAUAUAUAUCUAUCGUUAAGUUAACUGUUCUCUUUCAUACAUGGUGCUGCGAGUAGACAUGUUGAUGGGUAACGUUACUUUCCGCAGCCUUUAGUUGAGAGCUAAAGGUGAAAACGUACCUGACUGCUUUGAUCAAUUUUUUUAGAUACUUUUACAGUAUCGUUUCUUUUGCGUAGCAGAUUCAUGUUUCCAAAGUAUUAUACAAUUAAUUAUUUCUUUCUGUAAUUACGUUUAUUAAAGAAAAAAGAAGAUCAGAUACAUUCCAAUUAUAUGAUCGUCAUUCCGAACAAUAUUAUGAAUUAUACAUUAAUUAUACUGCGGCAGAAUAAUACCAAACGAAAUGAUAGCGUCUUCUCGUUUUGGUUGCAUAGUUCUUACAUGUACAUUUUCGCUGAAACUCGCAAAAGAUGAUGCGGAUAGUAAUUAUAUCGAGACGUUGCUUUUAUACGGACUAUUCCUAUUAACUCGAUUAAGUCAUUACACUGGUCACUUUAUGGAUUGAAGGACCGCAUAUUGUAGCUAACAGCUGUGAAUUUCAAGCAUUUCUUUUUUCUUAUCGAGAAAUUGUACUCGCUGUGAGGACAGAAGAAUAAUAUGCAGUAACAAUAAUUUUCUAUGGAAACGUGAUUUUUUACUUGUAGGAACGUAUUUCUGGAAAUAUUUUUUACUCCACAACAGCUAGUUGUAUUUACACGUUUAUCUAUAUCGAUAGUGUACUUCUCGUCCAAAUAUGAGAGAAUAUACCAAUUCCUAUAGCGUGAUUAGGGCAAUUUUUAUAGUUUUUCAAAGUAAUGUUGAGCAAACGUACAACUGGGCAGUAAAGUAACUUUGAAGUACUGAAGACUAGUUUAUUCUUCUUAUUGUUAAAAUUACAUAGAGAUCAUUGUGCACAGUAUUCCUUGUAUAUCUAUAAAUUCUAAUGAAAUAAGACGUGCAAUGUCCGCUCUAACUUUAUUCUAAACUAAUCGCAAACAGAUUCCAAUGCGUAUUAUGACACAAGUAUUAAUUGUAGAAGUAUAGCUGGGAGCCGUGUGGGACAUUUUGCUAGAUUAAUGUAAGAUCCGUAAUAAAGUGUUAACGAGCAUGAAAAUUGGGCGAUAAAACGUUUUACAUUACGGUAGAAUACGGCCAUUGAAUUAUACGUAGACGAGAGUACAUUGUAUUAGAGUUACUACGCGUGGUUUUUGUUCCGGUGAUUAUAACGACGACUGCUAUUAAAGAAAAAAACGGAAGUUUUCGCAAAAUAAUAGCUGCGGAGAUCGAUAUGGAAUUAUCAUAAAUAUGAAAAGUAUUUAACGUAGUCACAUGAAAAAGUAUUAACAAGACGAAAAAUAUAUACCAAAUUUACAUCACGUAAAAGAGAGAUGUAAUUAAAUCUCAUAGUUCUCUCCGGAUUCUCUCGAAGCGUCGAAUAUGCAUAUGAUAGAACGCGGAUAAUUUAAUUUUGAUUUAGUACUCGCAUUAGAGCCAUCUUGAAAACAAUCGAUAUUACACGAUAUUAUGCCUGGAAUAAAUGCAGCGACAUUACUUAAAAAGUAUCGUGUAACUUAGAGAGAAUAUAGUGCCAACACUCAACAUCUUAAUAAUAUAUAUCGAAUGGUACGAGUUACGAGUAUUACGCGUUGCAGAACUUACGUGAUCUUUUUUUGUGUGUAACGAGCCACACUACUUCAUCUUUGCGUUCAUUAUUUUUCCCAUAAGAAUGUAUGGUAUGCAUAGAAAACUUUUUACAUACAUAAAUUCCUAUUGUAACAUAGCGAAUGAAUUGAAUACGUGUUAUCCGUAAACUUAAUUGUUGCAAAGGCUGCUAUUAUUUUAUAUAAUACUACGGCGAUCCGCUAUUUUUUUAUAGAGACGAGUCGGUGAAUGCAGGAGAGAUAACUAUAAAAGUAUUCUAAAUAAGGAGAUCUUUAACGGUAUCGAACAGUGUGUUACAAUAUACGAUAUGGUAAUAUAUAUUCACAUACCGUUGAUUUUCAGCAUUUAUACUACAGUUAAUUAUUUAAGACAGACGCUUUAUUAAGUAUUGUUGAAAUAAAAUCUGUAUAUCUUCUCGCGUGAAUAUUGUCUUUCCAUGGACGGAAUACGGUAUUUCGCGCAAUAAUUAAUACUAUUGAGCAAGAAAGGAAUAUAGAAAAAUGAUUAAAACUUGUAAUGUUAUAUCACCAAUGUAGUCAAUUGAUUGCGCGUCGUACCGAAGUCUGUUUACAAGUUUAAUGUGGUGUAGAAUUGCACAAAUACAAAAUAUGAAAUGGAUUCCAUAUUUUGUAUCGUAUUUUGUAUUCGUUUUAAAAGACCAUACAGAGCGAGUCCAAAAGUUAUGACAGUUCGAGACUUAUAUUGCUUAGACUUUAUUCUAAUCUUUAACUAUAAAUUUUUCACAUAUUUGUAUGCUUUUGUUGUAGGAGUUUAUGAAAUGUUACAUAGUUAUUUAUACUCGGAUAUCCGAGGAUCUCGGAUACUUAAAUAAAGAAAGAGAUACGUAUUACAUGAAAA